ACUGAGAUGUAAUGUAUCUCACAUCGGAAUCUUUUUACAUUCUUAGCAUUAUGCUGCAGCAUGUGGUGAAGCCUGAAUGAAUAUACGGAAUCGCUUUUCGGAACAUACAUAAAGAAGCAAUGCAUGAAAUAAGAAUACUUGGUGCAACUGAUACAGUAUCCACUACUUUGUUACAUAUCAUGGAACAGUGCAUACAGACUGAAACUGGUGCACAGCUCUUGACUCGGCUGAUGAGUAGACCUUCCCUCCAAGGACUAGAACAAAUCUUAUUUGAGGAUGGUCCACGACAAAACGAGGUGAUUGAAAUUUCAGGCAAUUUAUCCAGCGGAAAGACGCUUUUGUUGACACAACUACUUGCCAAAUGCCUUCUGCCCAAGAAAUACAAAGAUAUUAAGUUGAAUGGGCUGUGUGCGGGUGCUAUACUUGUGAACACUGAUCAUCAUUUUGAGAUCACAACACUUAUUAAUUUGAUGAAAUUUACCAUAAAUAAUGCAAUGCAAACUGACAGAUUAGCUAAUAAUCUCGUCCCUCCAGGAAUAAUUGACACAAUAAUUGAGGAUUCCCUAUCCCGUUUAACUGUUGUAAAUUGUUAUGAAAGCACCCAGUUUCUUCUGGCCUUACAGUCUCUGGAAUAUAUAUUGUCAAACAAUGAGAAAAUCGCAAUGAUAGUUAUUGAUAGUAUUUCGUCGUAUUAUUGGCAAGAUAGAGAAUGUGGAGAAGCUUGGUCAAUGGAUGCGUACCUCAGUAACUAUUUGAAAAUAGCUCAAAAGAAUAUCAUCAACCAGAAAGUCGUUCUUCUCUAUAGUAGACCUAGUAACUUUAUAUCUGUAGGCAAAGAAACUACAGCUUGUGUUUCUGCACCAGAGGAAGACAAAGUCAAUUAUAGGAUACAACUUAAGAAAUGGGAGAAUACUACUGAAUUUUCGGCCACGGUACAUUCAGCAACUAAUCGGAUUGAUUUGAAGUUUACCAUUAGUGAUGAGGGUAUAAAAUGGAAACUUCCUAAAGUAGAAAAAUAGAUUCAGCCUGCUAUUUGUUGAAAAAAUCUAACCCCGCACUAUUCUAGAAAGUGGAAACAAAUUGGAAAAUGUAUUGCAAGACUAUACUAAUUGAUUAGUGAAUUCAAUAAAUAUUUUUGCUAAGAAAA
Athalia rosae (coleseed sawfly) is the source of this 1147-nucleotide messenger RNA. It is a transcript of the gene Xrcc2, whose product is annotated as DNA repair protein XRCC2. Gene Ontology annotation, molecular function: four-way junction DNA binding. The record is from RefSeq and is a predicted model, not a curated record. The coding region runs from base 120 to 1019 and encodes 299 amino acids. Lineage: Eukaryota; Metazoa; Arthropoda; Insecta; Hymenoptera; Athaliidae. Gene Ontology annotation, cellular component: Rad51B-Rad51C-Rad51D-XRCC2 complex; replication fork; centrosome. The transcript has 2 exons. Gene Ontology annotation, biological process: double-strand break repair via homologous recombination; DNA strand invasion.